GACGAGCUUUCAUUACCGGGUUAUCUGGUACCGUUGUCGUACACGUGUGUGGGGAUUCAAAGCAAGGCCUGCGCUUGUUUUCUCUCACUUGUUGCCACACAGAAUGCACAAACGCGACAUUGAGGCUACUCAAUCAAAGUCAGUAAAGAAUAAAAAACAAAUUGAAAUAAUUGUUACCGACACUCAGAGAAAAGAAUUUAGUGAGAAACAUAAAUCUGAAGGGAAGAAAAAGAAAAAGCAUAAAGUGAAAACUCUUCUAAGUGAGGCAAAUGAAUCGGAACUAGCUUCGUACCCUGAAGCGUGCAGUGAUAUGAAGUCAGUUAAGAAGAAGAAAAGCAAAUCUAAAAGGGCGAGAACUAUAGAAGAAGAUAAAGGAUCCAAGAAUGAAAAAAAAUUGACAAAGGAAGAGAAUCCACCAGAAGGAGAAGUUCAGGAGGAUGUAUAUGGUGGUUUAAAAAAGAAAAAGAAAAAGAAAAAAAAGUGUAAACCAGAUGAUGAUUCUGACCCACAGAACAUUACUGAAGAGAGUAAUAGAAAAACAUGUGAGGAUGAAGCAGGCAGAGUUCAGAAUGAAGCCAAACAUGUUAAGAGUGUGAGCAAAGAUGGUGUCAGACAUGUCAAUGUGGAAGAAGGCUUAGCUAAAGGUAUCAAAACAUCAGAUGGUACUGCAGAUGAAAUGACAGAAGAACCUUGUGUUGCUGAUGCCAAAAGUAUGAAGAAAAAGAAGAAGCGAUCUCAUAUGGAGAAUAUUGAAACACAUGAAACUGAAAAAUCACCAAAGAAACAAAAAAAAGACAAACAUUCUGGUGAACUCGAAACUGGGUAUGACCAAUUCAGCCAAGCAGAUGUAAGAAAGCAAAAACAUAAUCAAAUGGUAGACAACCAUAACAAUGAGACAGACAAAAAAUUCACAAAAAAGAAGAAGAAAGAAAAGCUACAUUCCAAAAGGCAUCUAUUGGAACCUGAAGAGUCACACAAUGAACAUUCAUCACUGGAAAAUGAGAGGAAAAAUUUGGAAGAAAUUGAAAAUGUCACUGAAUGUAGUACAAAGUCUAAAAAGAAGAAAAGGAAAAGAUCCAUUACUGCUGAAGGAGAAGAAAUUGAAAAAAAUGAUAAAGAAAUAAAUAAAUGUGACAAAACUAGUAAUAUUUGCAAAUCCCAACACUCCCCUUCAAAGAGGACAAAAGAGGACAAGCAGGAAGCAGCAUUAGAUGUUCCUAAGGAAUCUAUAAAAAAUAAAAAGAAAAUUAAAAAGGGAAAGAAAGACGCCCCACCUGGGACCCAAGCUUUUAAAGUAAAAACAGAGCAGUGCGACAGUGAUGAUUUGCAGAUUAUAUCUGAAAGAAAAGGAAGUUUAUUUGAAGUGACAAUAGACAAGGCUAGACGGAAGGCUUUGCAGGAAGAAAUUGAUCGAGAAUCUGGUAAAACAGAUACUCCUGAACCAAGAGCUUCUUUUGAAACUAAACCAUUAUGCACCGGUACCCAAUGGGACACAGCCACGUUUGAAAGUGUGGAUCAGAAAAAUAAAUUCUUGAGACUUAUGGGUGGCCUUAAAUCUUCUAAUCAAACUCAAUCAACUGGACAUGUUUAUGGAAAACCAAACAUGGCAUUUAACAAGCAAGAAGAAAAAAAACAUAAUAGUAUUCUGCAAAGGGAAUUUGAUAAAGCAUUGAACCUUCGUCAAAAUCGAGGAAUUGGCCUGGGCUUCCAAGCUUCUCCUGAUCAUGCUAAAACAAAAACAUUUUUUAUAGAUAAGCACGCCACCAACUCAAAGAAGUUUGACUUAGACUAAAGGUAUCAGUGCAGGUUUGUUUCAAAACAUAAAGUAUUGUAUAGUUAAUUCAUUUUGGAAGAAUAUGUUGCUCUCCUUCAGGGUUGUUUUCCUGUACAGUAAGGAGUACUUUGUUGUAUUACAGUAUUGAGUUCAGUUCUUUGCCUUGUCCAACCCAAAUCUAUUUAACUGUAGUUCGAUCUGAUUCAGUUUGGCAUAGAUUUCUUUUCCAUAUUUGCUUUUACAAUUAAAGCUAGGCUAGUUUAGUUUCUCAACAUGAAUAUUUUAUCUGGACAUUAAUCAUAAAGCAUAAAUGCAGCCUAAUUUAAUGUAGUUUAUGAUUUAUUACAAAUUUUGUAGCCUGCAUAAAAAUGACAGUAUGUCAUUGUAAUGAAAAGAAAGCAAAAUCAAUAAUGGAAUUAAUGAGUAUUUUGCAGUAGAUAAAUAUUCAGUCCAAAUAGUUUAUGACAUCAACCUGUAUAUGAGCAUCAGAAUUUGAGUUCUUAAUUAAUUAAAAGUAAACUUGUAUAAUAAUUUCCCAAACUAGUCUUUUCUAGUCAAUUAUUCUAAAAAAAAAACCCAGGAAAGGGAUUCAGCCCUGUUUCACUCACAUUUUUGCAGUAAGUGGCUGCUCAAUGCAACCAAACUAGCAGUGUUAAAUUGUGUGCAUAAAGGAUUCCUGAAUUAUGUAUGAUGCAGUAUUGGUUUGGACAACACUAUUGGAGGCUGUCUGUUUGAGAAUCCCUCUCAGAUCUUCAUUAUUGACUGCAGUCUCCUCAACUGUGAUUCUUGCUCCAAUAUUUAAAGAAACCACUUGGAGUCACUAAUAAGUUUUUAACUGUUAACUUGCUUAAUGUGUAGACAAGAACAGUAGCAGUGCCUCAAUAAUAAUGUCAGCCCACACUCAGUAACCAUUUCUUCAGCCCCAUCACCACUCACCUAUUCUCUUUUGUUCUUUGAUAUUUGAAUAAUCAGUUGGUAUUUUGCAGUUCAGCUGAAUAUGGCUGAUAAGACCAAAGCCCAUUAUAAUACUCACUGGAAAGUGUGCUGAACAUUUUAAAUACCUCUGGCUUAAGUACAACCGUGAAAAUACUAUGACUUAAUUUUUGGCUUUGCUUGGACCAUAUAUUUCUAGACUUCAUUAAAGCCUUGGUUCAAACUUGGAUAAAAGAGCUGAAUUUCCAAGAUCAGAUGAGUGUUCUUGACAGCAUUUGACUGACUAUGGCAUUCAAGAAGCUCUUUUUAAAGACAUUUGAAUUUUGAGAUAAACUCCAUUUGUUGGAGUUUUUCCUACACAGAUGAAGAUUCUCAAGGAGAUUAAUCAUCCUGGCCCAGGAUAUUGCUGUAUGAGUUCUUCAGAGCAGGAUCAUAAUCCAGGCAAUCUUCCUCUGCUUCAUAUAGACUUUACUAUCAUUUGAAGAAUGAAGGGGGAAUCUCAUUGGAAAGGAAGGGAGAAGAUACCAGAAUAAGAAGGUGGAAGGAUGGGAUGGAGUAUAAGCAGAGAGGUGAUAGGGGAAGGUAGGUGGGGG
Messenger RNA from Mobula hypostoma (lesser devil ray), 3300 nucleotides. Its product is annotated as lysine-rich nucleolar protein 1-like. Lineage: Eukaryota; Metazoa; Chordata; Chondrichthyes; Myliobatiformes; Myliobatidae. The transcript has 5 exons. The record is from RefSeq and is a predicted model, not a curated record. The coding region runs from base 104 to 1792 and encodes 562 amino acids.